AUGGCAACAACAUUGAAAAAAAUAGUGGGAGUACUUUUGAAUUUGGAAGAUAUUGGAGGGAAAGUGUGGCGGUUUCGAUACUCUUAUUGGAACAGUAGCCAAAGCUACGUUCUGACGAAAGGUUGGAGCCGGUUUGUUAAAGAGAAAAAUCUGAAAGCCGGUGAUACGGUUUGUUUUCAACGCUCUACUGGACCGGAUAAGCAGCUCUUUAUCGACUGGAAAGUAAGAAAGAAUGUUGUUAAUGAGGUUGGACAGGUUGUUGAGCCGGUUCAGAUGGUUCGGCUAUUUGGAGUUAAUAUUUUCAAACUCCCUGGAUCCGAUGGGAAUAGUAAUGUGAAUGGUUUCUGCAAUGGGAAGAGGAGAGAGAUGGAAAUGUUUACUUUUGACUCUUGCAAGAAGCCUAAAAUUAUUGGAGCUUUGUAA
This is a messenger RNA of Vicia villosa (hairy vetch), 423 nucleotides long. RefSeq names its product AP2/ERF and B3 domain-containing transcription repressor TEM1-like. The coding region runs from base 1 to 423 and encodes 140 amino acids. The transcript has 2 exons. NCBI's taxonomy places the organism in Eukaryota, Viridiplantae, Streptophyta, Magnoliopsida, Fabales, Fabaceae. Gene Ontology annotation, molecular function: DNA binding; DNA-binding transcription factor activity. The record is from RefSeq and is a predicted model, not a curated record.